CCCAGCAACUGGUUUUCAGAAGUAUUACUGUAUUACUGUGGGGCAAAGCACAACCAUUGUGGCUGGUAGAUACUGAUAGGCCCCUCUUCUCAAUGAAUUUGGUGUCCACCAGGAAUGAGUCACACAGUUUAACUCUGCGCUGCAGACAGAAGCCUCUGCCUUCUUGCAUGCAAGGUCGAUUCUUUAUCACCGUGUCUGGCUCCUCAAGGCCUUCAUCAAGAAACAUGCCUCCCGAGUUGUUGUUCUGGGCAGCGUCCCAGACAUCAGCAGGGCAAAGGAAGCCGCUCAGGCGCUCAGGCUUCGGCGGCAAAUCCAGACCUCGCCCCGGCCUCUGGCAUUCCAAGGCCUCUUCUAAAAGCGUCCCUUGGCAGUUGUUAUUCUGGGCACCCACCCAGCAGCUUCGCAGGGGCGAAGGAAUCCACACAGCCUUCAGCAGCAAGUCCAGGCAUGCCGCCGGAUCCAGCCCCUCGUUAGCCUGCCCCCUUCCUCUCUGUCUCUCGGCAGCGGGAACCUUGGUCCUGGCACCGACCCACAGCAGGCCUCGGCCCCCCUGCAGCGUGCGAUGGGUCAUCAAUGGCUGGCUUUAGCUCUGAUACUGGCUGCCGCAACUGCUCCCAACCGCACGGCAGGCAACGUGCCUGAGUCAGAGGUCCCGGACGCACCCUGCCCUCAGGAAGACGACCCGGAAGCACCGUCGGGAGAGCCGCACGUGGCGCCCAGGUUCAGCACAUGCAUGCUGCAGUGCGCUGCGCAAGCGAUGCUCGGGAUGGUUGGCGCCAAGAGCUCCGUCUCCUUGAAGCUCAACGAAGGCAGGGAAGGUAAGGGAGGUGGACGGCCACCCAAAGCGAAGCUGCCAUGCCUGCCUUGGAAUCCCAGCUGCGUAGCCAAUCGAGCAGCAGCAGGGAGGGCUCCACAGGCUCCACCCCAGGGUGGCUUCCCUGCUCUGCUUGCAGCUGCUGGGCGUCACAGGAGCUGCAAGGCCUCCGAGUGCUGUGGGGAGGGCGGUGGAAGAGGCAGGGGGGUCACUUUUGCAUCCCACCCCGAAAAAAUAUAUUGCGGGGAAAAGGAUGCUGAUUUCCAUAAUCUUUGUGUGCGUUAAUUUAUAUGUUGAAAUGCAAAGGUGUAAAUGAUUAUAGGAGACAACCAGGGCUUUUUCCCCAGCAGGAACUUGCCAGAACUCAGUUGGCGCCAUUGCCAUUCUAAGAGAACGAGGGAGGUGUUUGUGGUGAGUUCCAGCACCUCUUUUUCUAGAAAAAUAGCACUGGCGACAACCAUUUUAUGUGCGUUCAAUAUGUGCACGACCGCACACAUGUGCAUCGCCAAGAACCUGGAAGUGGCAUGCAAAAGGGAGGUGUGGCCACUGAAAGAGCAUGAAAACAGCGCCUAGCAAUCCCAUAAGCCUUUGCAAGUACAAUCCCAGAAGCCUUUGCACCGACCGUUGAGGCCUGUGGAGAGUUGGUGUUUGAGCAAGGAGCUUUUGAGGGUGUUUUCAGGCUUUCAAGGGUGUUCCCAACACACGCAAUUUCACUUAAUUGUGCGGUGCCUUGGUACGUAACCCCCUGUGUAAAUGGGGAGUUGCGUGUACAGUAAUUUAAAUACCAUACUGCUUUUUUUCGGCUGUGUAUACAUGGUUCCUCUUCCCCUGGGAACAGUAGUAGUUUGUUAAGGGUGCUAGGAAUUGUGUGAACUACAGUUCCCAGGAUUCUUUGGGGGAAUGUCAAAUGCUUUAAAUGUGCCUUAAAUGUAUGAUGUGUUCACAGCCAUAGAGAGGAAGAUGGAGAUCAGUCUGUGUACCUCCUCCAUCUGCUGUCCAGGUGCAAGUGCUGAUGGGGGGCAUAGGUAGGCUUUACCCUUCCCACUACAUGCAAUAUGGAGCUAAUAUGGGCCUACUUUACAGGGUUGUUGUAAGGAUAGCCAAGGUUGUGCAUGGGGACUGUUUUGAAAGCAAGAAGACACAGGAAGAUGCUUUACACUGAAUCAGACCAUUGGCCUGUCUUUCUCAGUACGGUCUACACAGACUGGCUGUAGUACCUCCAGGGUUUCAACCAGGGUUCUCUCUCAGCACUAUCCAGAGGUGACACAGAUUGAACCUGGGACCUUCUGCAUGCAAAGCAGAUGCUCUACCACUUUUGCUGCCUUCUGGUUUUGCAAAAAACAGAGCAACUGUUAAGUUGAAGGACCUGGAAGUCCAAACUAUAUAGCCAUUGAACUGUGCAGGGUUUGUGGGUUAUUUUAAAAAUAUAUGUUUGCAGCCCUGUCUUAAAGAGGCCUUGCUAUCUUGCUCCUCUGCCUGACAGCUACUGCCCUGAUGGACUCUGGCCCAGGAGGAGAGAAGUGUUGGCAAUCUGAUUUGAGGCAAUUUGCCUGUGAUUACCAGUUGAUGGGAAUCACAAGCAGGGAAAACAUUCUUGCACUCAAGCCCUGUUAGUGGGCUUCCCAAACGUACCUAUGAGAUUGGGGCCUAAUCCAGCAGGACUCUGAAUACCAGCUGCUGGGACUUGCUAGCAGCCAGAGCAUUGUUGCACCCAAGUCCUGCUUCCCACUGGGGCAUCCAGUUGGCCACUGUGAGAAAAGGAUGCUGAACUCGAUGAAACUUUGGUCUGAUCCAGGGUUGUGGGUUCAAGGCCCACAUUGGGCAAAAAAUUCCUGCAUUGCAAGGGGUUGGACUAGAUGACCCACGUGGUCCCUUCUAUGGUUCUGUGCAGUAGGGCUCUGCUUAGAUUGUUGCUGUUCAUUUAUUUGAUUUCAUAUCCACCCCUUCACCUGAAGACACCAGGGAAGGUUACCGCAACUUAAAAUUCAAUAUUCAAAACCGUUUAAAACAAAGUACAAUCACACGAAUUACAAUCACAGGCACAGGGCAGGUUAAAAGACCUGGGCAAAUGUUGUUCCCAGAAGCACCUCAUGGUCACUGACACACUCCUUCAGCUGGUAAAGGAUGCUGAGGCCUAUUUUUCUGGAGGGAUGCUAACAAUGGCCCCCCUUUGUUCUCUUUAACAGGUGAGGACUACGAAUUUUGCUGGAUGCUGCAUCUCCGCUGCCAGAAGGGAGAGAGACUCACCAAAGCCUUUGUCCUCCUGAACCUGGAGCAGCCCCCAGGGGGAGGCCAGCCACCUCCCUACAGGCUCCUCCUCACCACCCCUCCCUCCCUACGCCAGUACCUGCGAGCCCGCCAAGGGAACCGACGUGCACUGUUGAGCAGGGAAGCCUGUGGUGUCCGCUUCGAUGUGACGGAGCCCUUCCUCAGCGCCGAGGGAGGCCAGGAGGCCAAGAUGUGCGUCAAGGCUGUCUGUCCGGAAGACGAUGCCUGUGGGGCCUUGCGUUGCCCGCCUUUCUUGGCCACUUUGUGGCACAGUGUGCCCAGGCCGGAUGGCUAGGCAACAGGAACGUAGAUGGGCUCGCUCCACGGUGGAGUAUGAUGCCUAGCAACUGUUGGGACUUGAGGGUGUGAGGGAAAGGGCACACAGACUGAUAUACGCACAAACACACACUCCAGUUCUGCCAUUAGCACGUCGGAGGUAGUUUCCUGACAAACUUUACUUCAGUGUUCAUUUCUGCUUGGCAGUGUCAAAGUUACGUCAAACAACGGAAGUAGAUCUUAAUAUAUAUCUAUAUUCGUAUAUGCUAAAGGGAACGUCGAAGGAACCAAAGUAUCAACCAAGAGUCUCCAGCAUGGUACAUAUGGGUGCAAUGAUGCAUUUUCAUAUCUUCUCCGAGGCUCACAAAGCCUCUGAGCCCACGCUCAGUCUCUUUGCCCCCCUUGUCAAGAGGUCGGUUAUCUUUUUCUCCUUUGAAAUGUACAAAGAGCUGAAGGAGGAAGUUGGAAGAAUGAUGCUCUUUCCUGCUUCCUCUUUCAGCUCUACGUGCUUUCCAAAACUCAGAUGAAUACUACUGGAUCCAGCUUUCCCCCAGAUCCCUCAGCAAAGCAAAGACUGUCUCUGUGCACGAUCUGUCUUGGGUGGGAUAGAGAGAAGUGACCAGAGUGGGUGGUGUACACAUGGGUCUAAAACGACUGGUGACCAUUGGUAUAAGCCAACAAGUAGGGAUAUACAUCUAUAGUAUGCAAAGUGUCACUGCUCCCAAGUUGCAACUGCUGCAACUUAAGGGGCUCAGCUGGGUGCCAGAGUGGGGUAAAUGGCUCUAGCAGAGCUCCAGGUCCACAUGGUAUGCUUAAACUUGCUGACACAACUACCUUAAAUAUGCUUCACCCACACUGCCAUCUAGCAAGUGAUGUGCUGUGGGCACCAGAAGCAAGUGGGAAUGGAGGCUGCUGAACUAACAGCAGCUGUAGUCUGGAGGAAAGGCCAUAGCUCAUUGCUGGAACAUUUGCUUUGCAUGCAGAAGGUCCCAGAUUCAAUUCCUGGUAUCUCCAGGUAGGGCUGGGAAUACCCUCCACCUAAACCCCUGGAGAGCCACUGUCAGUCAGUGUAUGCAAUACUGAGCUAGAGGGACCAAUGACCUAACUCAGUAUAAGGCUUCUUCCUACAGUAAGACAAUGUGAAGCAGGUUUCUCUCUCCUGUGGCACUGCCUGGAUGUCUGUCCCGCACACUAAAUGCUUAUAGAUGUAAAGUUAAGAUGUAUCUUUUUCUUCAAGCUAUGGGGAUGACUGAUGUUUUCUGCUGUUGGAAUUUCUGUUUUAUAAUGUUCUUGGUUUUGUGAUUUUUAUAUAUUGAUGUAUUUUAAUGGACUGUAGUUUACUGUCCUGGGAAUUUUUGAAUCGAAAGGUGAGUUACAAAUCUAAUAAAACAUCAUCAUCAUAAAAAAUGA
This is a messenger RNA of Podarcis lilfordi (Lilford's wall lizard), 4768 nucleotides long. The record is from the annotation of a GenBank genome assembly. NCBI's taxonomy places the organism in Eukaryota, Metazoa, Chordata, Lepidosauria, Squamata, Lacertidae.